AUGGAUGAUGUCGCUGAGUUCGAACGCGCUGUUCUUGUUGCAUUCCAAUACGCUACGGCCGAUAUUAAUGAUCAGCAGGCACAGACAAUCAAGUUGCAGGCUGAGAGCUUUUGUACUGCAGUCAAGAUCCAAGUGGACGGUUGGCAGGCCGAGCUGCAGCUUUUCAAACGCUCAGAGCACGAACAGGUCAAGUUUUACGCACUUCAGGCACUUCAGGAAGCUCUGGUCAAUGGAGUAGAUGAUAGUGUGGCUGUGGCUGUACGGGUGGAGCUAUUGGCUUGGCUACAGAGUCAUGUGAAUUACAUGGAAAGUAAAGCACCUUAUCUCAAAACCAAGCUAGCAGUUGUGAUCACUCGACUGAUCAAAAGAGAUUACCCGGACCGUUGGCCAACAGCUUUUAUGGAGCUAUUGGAACUGCUGCCGCAAGGUGCAUCUAUUGUGGAGAUGUACUUUCGCAUUUUGCUGGCUAUCAACGAGGAGAUUGUCGAGUUUGACGCACAGAGGACACAACAGGAAGCUGCACACAAUAUGAAGAUUAAGGACGCUAUGCGCGAAGGAUCGUGUAUGCGAGAAAGCUUUGACGCCAUUGCACGUGUGUUGGUAAAUGCUGAUGCCAGUGAUGUUAUGCGCCAGUUGAGUGCUAGUGCUCUCGAGACGCUUAAACGAUACAUCAGUUGGGUAGAUAUCGGCCUUGUCGUAAACGAUACGCUCUGGCCUUUAUUGAUUAAGCUGCUGCGUGAGAGUGAGACGUUUCGCUGCCAAGCGGCCAACUGUGUAUUUGAGGUGAUUGACAAGGGUAUGACGCCGGAGAAGAAAUUGGCGAUGCUACAGCAGUUACAGUUUCUCGAGAUGCUGGCGGCACUGCCAAUUCGUGAGGAUGACGAAUUUGCGGAAGAAAUUGGAGAAGUGAUUAAUAUUGUUGGCUUGGAGCUCGUGACUUGCAUGGACGCCUUUCGCCAUACAAACAGGGCCGACUUGCUACAGGCUAGCGCUACUCUACUUUGUCAACUCAUGCCACUCGUAUGGGAACUUUUCGCGCAUGAGUCAAAAGAUGUAUCUGAAGAAGUUUUUGAGAUCGUAAAUGCGGUGGGAGGCCCGUUGCUUCGAACAGAGACGCAGGCGGCUGACAAGUUUCAGAGCGAGGCAGAAGUAUUCCGACCCUCGGAGUAUAUUCCACAGAUUUUGCACGGUAUUUAUCGCCAAACUCGAUUCCCUAAGGACUCUGACUCGGAUGCUGCGGAGUUUGAAGAAUACCGACGCAGUCUGUACACCAUAUUUCUCAAUAUUGUUCGCCAGCGACCGCAUGACACGCUUGCCUUUCUCACGAACUUGGCUCAGAGUCUACCGGGACAAUUUACUGAGAUUGACCCGCGUGAUCUAGAGAGUUUCCUGUCACUUGUGUACCGAUUCAAGGAAGGACUUGCGCCCCUGAAGGCCGUGGCUAUCCCAUUCUACGAGCCCACGAGCGGACUAACUCUCAUGAUCGUGCAAAUACACAGCAGUAUGCUUUCAGCGUCCAGUAGUGCCGCACCGCUGCACCCGUCUGUACUGCUUUCAUACUACGACCUAGCUGUGCGGUAUAGUAAAGUGCUGCAGAGCGAAUCAGUGCUGAUUCCUGCAGUACUGGAGAUGAUGUUUGGCGCACACGGACUUGCUCACCCGACUACUCGUGUCCGCUCUCGCGUGUGCUACCUGUGUCUGCGCCUUGUGAAGGCUAUUGGCGCCGCAGUUAAUCCUCAUGCAUCCAGCAUUCUGACCGCGCUGCAGCCGCGCCUCGCGAUUGACAGCGAGCGUGAAGAGCUUGCUAGCCAGCACAAUCCAACCUAUUUAGCCUACGAUGACCAGUUGUACCUGUUCGAACUCGCCGGUCAGAUUAUCGCUUCACUCGUGUCCCCAGCACAGGAGAUGGGCAUGAACGCAAAGCAGCUUCGAUACCGGUACACGGUUGCCGUGUUGGACCCUUUGCUACGGGUAUUGAAUACGACUUUAAAUGAGCUGGCAAAGGGUACACUGACUGAUGAAGAAUACGUUACUGAGACUUGCGCUUCACACAUUAACGCUAUUGCUCAUGUGCUUAAGGCGUUCAAGGGCACAGACUGCAUGGAGAAUCAACAGGAAACGUUUACACAGGUGCUUACAGCCUCAGCGUUUGUACUGCGCUUGCUCUCCCGUUCUCCUCGGGUUCGGUCAAAGGUGAUUUUCUUGCUACACCGCUUGACUACUGUGCUGGACCGUGAGCAUUUCUUAAGCAACGUGCAGGAAACACUGCAGACGCUUAUGAUGGGCUGUGAGCAGCCUGAGGUUGUUGAGAUCGUGCAGCUUAUUGACCAACUUAUUAUCAAGCACAAGCAAGCUCUAGGCACAUUCUUGGACAAAACGACACUGCCAUUUGUGCAGCACUUGUGCGCGUUGAUGCCGGAACGCAGCGCUCUCGCCCAUGAUGAGACUAAGGACGCCCCACAGCUCGAACGCGAAGCUACGCAGAAAUACCUAUACACAUUCCUGCUGCACCUGGUUACGCACGGCUUGGACGCCGUGCUGAUCAGCGCACAAAAUGUCGCGCAGCUGGAGAACAUGUUGCGUCUUGUACUGGAGGGUUGUGCAGACGUUCAAGAUGCCAAUAUCAACCGUGCAUGCUUUUCGAUUGGCAGCAUGCUGGUUGAGCGCUGGAUUGGCGGAAACGCCUUUUCUCCGGCAAGCAAGGCGUCGGGUGCAGAGACUGCAGCCACUUCGGCAGCAUCUGUGGCUCUGCGUACUGAAGUCCACGCCGAGCUAUCGACCGAGGGCAAGAAUCGGUUCACGCAGAUUGCAGUGCAGGACUUUACGCGUGCCAUGUUUACCGUAACCAAGCUGCGUCAUUUCGACCUAGAUGAUAUGCAGACGAUGCUGGUUGUCAAGGAGAUUGUGAAUAUGCAGGCAGUGCUGGUGGCGUCUCUGGGUGUCGAGUACCUGACUUAUAUGUGUGACGUAUUCCUGCCGUCGCUGGGCUGUCCGACCGAACUGGCAGGUACAUACGCGGAGCAGGUUGCCACAGGAGACCGCAAAAAGAUUCAAGCAGCGUACAAGGUUUUGGUGAGCCAGAUGAAGUAG
Molecule: messenger RNA, 3090 nt
Organism: Peronospora farinosa
Lineage: Eukaryota; Oomycota; Peronosporomycetes; Peronosporales; Peronosporaceae
Source: the annotation of a GenBank genome assembly